CGUUGGUUCUUCGCGUUUCGAGCGCUGGGUCCUUUUUGUCCCCUACUCCGAGCGGUGUCAGCUUCCGUGCGGAAGCGGUGGCCGUGAGGGAAGAAGAUGGCGGCGACUGUGGUGGCGUCGCCUGGUGCGGUGGCUAGUCGGGCCAACAAGCGCAGCGGCCCUGGGCCGGGAAGCGGCAGCGGCGCGGGAGCCAAAGGGUCGGAGGAGGAACCGCCGCCGCCCCUACAAGCAGUUCUGGUGGCAGAUAGCUUCAAUCGCCGCUUCUUCCCCAUCUCUAAGGACCAGCCUCGGGUCCUCUUGCCCCUGGCCAAUGUGGCACUAAUUGACUACACUCUGGAAUUUCUGACCGCCACAGGUGUACAGGAAACCUUUGUUUUUUGUUGCUGGAAGGCUGCUCAAAUCAAGGAACAUUUACUGAAAUCCAAGUGGUGCCGCCCUACAUCCCUCAACGUGGUUCGAAUAAUUACAUCAGAAUUAUAUCGAUCACUGGGGGAUGUUCUCCGUGAUGUUGAUGCCAAGGCCUUGGUGCGCUCUGACUUCCUUCUGGUGUAUGGGGAUGUCAUCUCAAACAUCAAUAUUACCAAAGCCCUGGAAGAACACAGGUCAGGAUGGGAAGAUGGUAAGGACAAAGGGUUUGGAACCAGCAGAGCCCAAAGACUGCUAUUUUGCUGCUCUCUCCUUCCUAUCCUUUAUAGAUUGAGGCGGAAGCUAGAAAAAAAUGUAUCUGUGAUGACAAUGAUCUUCAAAGAGUCAUCCCCUAGCCACCCAACUCGUUGCCAUGAGGACAAUGUGGUAGUGGCUGUGGAUAGUGCCACAAACCGGGUUCUUCAUUUCCAGAAGACCCAAGGUCUUCGACGGUUUUCUUUUCCUCUGAGUUUGUUCCAGGGCAGUGGAGAUGGUGUAGAGAUUCGCUAUGAUUUACUGGACUGUCACAUCAGCAUCUGCUCUCCUCAGGUGGCUCAACUCUUUACAGACAACUUUGACUACCAAACUCGAGAUGACUUUGUGCGAGGCCUGUUAGUGAAUGAGGAGAUCCUAGGGAACCAGAUCCACAUGCACGUGACAACUAGGGAAUAUGGCGCCCGGGUCUCCAACCUACACAUGUAUGCGGCUGUCUGUGCUGAUGUCAUCCGCCGAUGGGUCUACCCACUCACGCCAGAGGCAAACUUCACUGACAGCACAACCCAGAACUGCACUCAUUCCCGGCAUAACAUUUACCGAGGGCCUGAAGUCAGCCUAGGCCAUGGCAGCGUCCUGGAGGAAAAUGUGCUUCUGGGCUCUGGCACUGUCAUUGGCAGCAAUUGCUCUAUUACCAACAGUGUCAUUGGCCCUGGCUGCCGCAUUGGUGAUAACGUGGUGCUGGACCAGGCCUACCUGUGGCAGGGUGUCCGAGUGGCUGCUGGAGCACAGAUCCAUCAAUCUCUGCUCUGUGACAAUGCUGAAGUCAAGGAACAAGUUACACUGAAGCCACGCUGUGUCCUUACUUCCCAGGUGGUAGUGGGCCCAGACAUCACGCUGCCUGAGGGCUCGGUGAUCUCUUUGCACCCUCCAGAUGCAGAGGAAGAUGAGGAUGAUGGCCAGUUCAGUGACGAUUCUGGGGCUAACCAAGAAAAGGAGAAAGUGAAGCUGAAAGGUUACAAUCCAGCAGAAGUCGGAGUUGCUGGCCAGGGCUACCUCUGGAAAGCUGCAGACAUGAAUGUGGAAGAGGAAGAAGAACUACGGCAGAAUCUAUGGGGACUCACAAUCAAUGUGGAAGAAGAGAGUGAAACUGAGAGUGAGCAGAGUAUGGAUGCUGAGGAGCUAGACAGCCGAACGGGCUCCCCACAGAUGGAUGACUUCAAAGUAUUCCAGAAUGAAGUCCUGGGAACACUACAGCGGGGCAAGGAGGAGAACAUUUCUUGUGACAAUCUAGUCCUAGAGAUCAACUCUCUCAAAUACGCCUACAACAUAAGUCUAAAGGAGGUGAUGCAAGUAUUGAGCCACGUGGUCCUGGAGUUCCCCUUCCAACAGAUGGAUUCCCUGCUGGACCCAAACCGUUACUGCGCCCUGCUGCUUCCCCUUCUCAAAGCCUGGAGUCCUGUUUUUAGGAACUACAUAAAGCGUGCAGCUGAUCAUUUGGAAGCAUUGGCAGCCAUUGAGGACUUCUUCCUGGAGCAUGAAGCUCUUAGUACUUCCCUGGCCAAGGUGCUGAUGGCUUUCUACCAGCUAGAGAUCCUGGCUGAGGAAACAAUCCUGAGCUGGUUCAGCCAAAGGGAUAUGACUGAUAAGGGGCAGCAAUUGCGCAAGAACCAACAGCUGCAGAGGUUCAUCCAGUGGCUAAAAGAGGCAGAAGAGGAAUCAUCUGAAGAUGACUGAAGUCACACCGCCUGCUCCUACGGGUGUGUUGAUAGCCCUCCCGGCUUCUGGACCAGAGCAAAUGAGAGGCUAGUUGCAGAAGGAUGAGUGAUCACCAUCCAAGCUGAGACUUAAAGGAGCAGAGGCUGGAACUACAGUAUUCUUCCCACCGCCAGUAACCAUGUGCCUCCCAUCCUGACUGGGGAGUUGGGAAAAGGGAAGUUGGGCUGGAACAAAGCUCUGCCUAAAGAGGAGCAAGGCAAGCCCUGCAGUUAGAGGAAGCCCAGAGGAAUAGUUUUGUGCUCUGGCUUUCCCUCAGGGAACAGCAGAGAGCAACUGGCCCUUUCUGCUGCUUGUAUUUGUUAAUAUUAAAAAAAAGAGAGAGAGA
This is a messenger RNA of Leopardus geoffroyi (Geoffroy's cat), 2722 nucleotides long. It is a transcript of the gene EIF2B5, whose product is annotated as eukaryotic translation initiation factor 2B subunit epsilon. Gene Ontology annotation, cellular component: eukaryotic translation initiation factor 2B complex. The coding region runs from base 97 to 2355 and encodes 752 amino acids. Gene Ontology annotation, molecular function: translation initiation factor binding; guanyl-nucleotide exchange factor activity; translation initiation factor activity. Lineage: Eukaryota; Metazoa; Chordata; Mammalia; Carnivora; Felidae. The transcript has 15 exons. The record is from RefSeq and is a predicted model, not a curated record.